Messenger RNA from Drosophila willistoni, 5619 nucleotides. It is a transcript of the gene Arms, whose product is annotated as kinase D-interacting substrate of 220 kDa. Gene Ontology annotation, molecular function: protein binding. Bases 631 to 5451 code for a protein of 1606 amino acids. Lineage: Eukaryota; Metazoa; Arthropoda; Insecta; Diptera; Drosophilidae. The transcript is spliced from 11 exons. The record is from RefSeq and is a predicted model, not a curated record.
ACCUGCCAGCUGUCUGGAUAUAUCGGACAUGAGCGAGGAGACAGUGACGCGUUUUUAAUUCAAUUUAAAUAAAACAAAUACAAAAUGAAACAUAAAAGAUGUUGUAAAUAUUAUAUACGAAACGCAUUUACAAGUCUGUGAAUUGUCAAUAAAGGUGUUUAUGUUCAACAAAAGAAGUGGCCAAAUAUAUGUGCAAAUCUAAAAGUGACCUACACACACAUACACACAAACACACACUCGCAAAUACAAAAUACAUAUUUUUAGUGACAAUUCAUUUUACAUAUAACUAAAAUAUAUACAUAUAAGAAAUAUUUUUAACAAUUAAUUACGGUCAAAAGUUCUCUUUGUGUUGUUGUUUCUGUUGUCGAGUGUCUUUUAGUAUUAUCGACCGUUUCAUUUGCCUUCGUUGGUGGCAAACAUUUUUUUAUAUAUGUAUGUAUGUGUGUAUGUGCACGCAUUCAAGGUAGAACUACACGUGCACUCAGCUGUCUGUGCGUAGGUGUGUUGGGGAUCCCGCUCAGCUGUUAUAGGACAACGGGAUAACAGUAAAAAAACCGUGAAUAAAAUUAAAAUUUACAUUUAAAUUUUAAUUCCUUUAUGUAAGAGAAUAUAAAUCGCUACGGAGAAUCCAUGGGAUCACUUGGUCAUCGCGCCCUAUUGCAGUAUAUAGAUAAUAAUGAUAUAUCCGGAUUACGGGCCAUACUCGAUAGUCGUCAUUUGACCAUCGAUGAUCGAGAUGAGAAUGGCACCACGGUGCUGAUGGUAGUAGCUGGACGUGGUUUAACUGCCUUUGUACGUGAAUUUCUGGCUCGUGGAGCAGAUGUCCAGGCAGAGGAUUUGGAUAAUUGGACAGCUUUGCUGUGUGCUACACGUAAUGGACAUUUGGAUGUGGUGCAAUUGUUAAUAGAUCAUGGAGCUGAGGUCGAACAUCGUGAUAUGGGCGGUUGGACAUCUCUGAUGUGGGCUGCCUAUCGUGGGCACACGGAACUGGUGCGUUUGCUGCUCGACAAAGGAGCCGAUGGCAAUGCCCAUGGCAAUUAUCAUCUUGGUGCUCUUCUCUGGGCUGCUGGACGUGGGUUUAAGGAGAUUGUCGAACUGUUGGUGCAACGUGGAGCCAAAGUGAAUGUGGGCGAUAAAUAUGGAACAACAGCUUUAGUUUGGGCAUGCCGUCGGGGCAAUGUGGAAAUUGUUGAUAUACUGGUCAAGGCAGGAGCCAAUGUUGAUACAGCGGGAAUGUAUUCAUGGACUCCAUUGCUGGUGGCCGCCGCCGGAGGACAUUCCGAUUGUGUCAAUUCGCUGUUGGAGAAGAAACCGAAUGUAAAUGCUUUAGAUAAGGAUGGAAUGACCGCUCUGUGCAUAGCCAGUCGUGAGGGUUUUCAGGAUAUUGCUGCCUCACUGAUAGCUGCUGGUGCCUAUAUAAAUAUACAGGAUAGAGGAGCAGACACACCAUUGAUACACGCUGUUAAGGGUGGCCAUCGAAGUGUGGUGGAGGCAUUACUGAAGAAGCAUGCCGAUGUCGAUAUCCAGGGAAAGGAUCGUAAAACUGCCAUCUAUACGGCUGUGGAGAAGGGACAUCUACAGAUUGUCAAGCUGCUGUUGUCCACCAAUCCAGAUUUGGAGUCAUCAACCAAAGACGGGGAUACCCCUUUGCUGAGAGCUGUUAGGAAUCGAAAUUUGGAAAUUGUCCAUAUGCUGCUCGAUCGCAAGGCAAAGGUUACGGCCAGCGAUAAACGUGGUGACACCUGCCUACACAUAGCCAUGCGAGCACGAAGUAAGGCCAUAGUAGAAGCCCUGCUAAGGAACCCAAAGCAUAGUCAAUUACUGUAUAGAGCCAACAAAGCAGGCGAAACGCCCUACAACAUUGAUACACUGCACCAGAAAACCAUUUUGGGUCAAGUGUUUGGUUCAAGGCGUCUCAAUACCAAUGAGGAUUCAGAAGGCAUGCUGGGGUAUGAACUCUACAGUUCGGCUCUGGCUGAUGUGCUUAGUGAGCCCACCCUAACCACGCCCAUUACCGUUGGUCUCUAUGCCAAAUGGGGAAGUGGCAAAAGUUUUCUCCUCAAUAAGCUGCGAGAUGAAAUGAAUAAUUUCGCCCGACAAUGGGCGGAACCACCGGCGAAAACGAAUGGACUCCUCUUCUUGGUCUGUGUACAUUUGAGCCUGCUCAUUGGAACAAUAGUAGGAUUGAGUUCUUGGUCCACUUUAUGGGGUCUUUUGGCCUCUGGCUUGUUCCUGAUCCUAACCUAUUUGCUUUUGGCAUUGGUACGAUAUUUCAACUUUCAAAUGGAUAUGUUUUGGGCUUAUACAAUAUUGCAUGGUCUGGAGAAGAGAAUGACCCGACUGAGACUUAUAUUGCAAGUGGCCUUUUGUCAUCCUCCUGGACCGCAGUCGGAUUCCCAAGCGAAACCAGUGCGUUUUCAUUUCGCCGAAGCUAGCAGUGCCUCUCCCACCGGAGAUGGAGCUGUGGCCCAUAUGCUGGCCUCCUUGUUGGAUGCCAUUGAGUCCCAUUACGGUUGGCUAGCCACACGACUUUACAGAGCAUUUCGGCCCAAAUGUCUGAAGACAGAUAUUGGCUGGCGUUGGCGACGGAUGUGCUGCAUACCAAUUGUGGUCAUCUUUGAAUUGGCUCUCAUCACUUUGGUGGCGGGAAUCUCCAUGUUGAUAGCCUAUUUUACCUACGCCUCGGAAGAUGAGCGACAACAAAUCUUGGUUGCCAUCUAUGUGAUUGCUGCUGUGCUAGUGACUCUGAUCUGUACACAUUUGCAUGUUUUGGCCAAAGUUUUUGGUUCUCUAUUCACCUCACACAAGCGGCAACUGAAACGGGCUGUGCGUUCGAAUGAAACUGCUCCCUUGACCAUGCUAGGAGCAGAGGUGGCUGUCAUGACGGAUAUGGUGAAAUGUUUGGAUGCUUUUACCAAUCAGCAGAGUCGUCUAGUGGGUGUAGUGGAUGCUCUGGACUCAUGUGAUACGGAAAGAAUACUCACUUUAUUGAAUGCCGUGCAGACAUUACUCUCCUCACCAAAUCGUCCAUUUGUAUUACUCAUCUCAGUGGAUCCUCAUGUCAUUGCCAAGGCUGCUGAGGCUAAUAGUCGGCGCCUAUUCACUGAGGGUGGCAUUGGUGGUCAUGAUUUCUUGAGGAAUCUGGUCCAUUUGCCAGUUUAUCUACAGAAUUCUGGUCUACGAAAGGUGCAAAGAGCCCAAAUGACUGCUCUACUCUUCAAACGUAGCGGCGGCGGCGGCGGUGGUGGCGGUGGAGGGGAUUAUCAAUUCGAUGAUGGUCCUAUGCCCACUUUGGGUCAUUCAGUCUCCGCUCGUCGUCUGUCGAAUGCUUCCGAGAUUAUGUCCAGUCAGGAGAAAUUGCGAGGCAAUGCUCAACGAGGUGCCGGCACUUCGGGUGGUGGCAAAAAACUACGCCUGUCCGAAUCGGUGGCCAGUUCGAUUGGUUCAAACCUGCAUCGCUUGGGCCAGAAUCCUCAGGGAGUGUUGGACUUAUCACGCAUUGUCCUCACCGACGAUUACUUCAGUGAUGUAAAUCCUCGCAGCAUGCGACGUCUGAUGAAUGUCAUCUAUAUCACUGUCCGUUUGCUGAAAGCCUUUCAAAUUGACUUUAGUUGGUAUCGUCUGAGUUCUUGGAUCAAUCUCACCGAGCAGUGGCCAUUGAGAGCGAGUAUGAUUGUCUUACAUCAUGAUCAAUUUAUGGAUACCAAUGCCGAUGAGAAUGUCUCAUUGCAGAGUGUCUAUGAAAAAGUUCGUCCCAAGUUGGCUUGUUUGCGUGAGGCAGCUCCUCUGUUGGAAUUGGAUCGAGAUGAGCGUAAAUUGGAUGCAUUUUUACAAUUGCAUAAAUCUGAUUUAUUAGUUGCCGAUUUGCGCAUAUUUUUACCAUUUACCAUCAAUCUGGAUCCCUAUUUGAGAAAAGUUUUAAAGGAGGAUCAGCAGACCAUAGAAGAUGAGGGCUCCUUGGUUCUACAGACACGACCAAGUGUUUCAAAUUCAAUAAACAGGCAUCAUCCAGCUCCACCCACAACCUAUGUGCCUUCGCCUCAAGCCUAUCCGCCUUAUCAAAUGUUCCACAAUGAAUAUAUGGCCAAUGAGUUGAGAUCUCGCUUACCCAGCUCUAGUACUGAACCUCCCAUGACUCCACUUUUGGCCAAUACACCGAAUGAUUCAUUUAGUGAUGAUAUAUUGCAAACUAAACUCACAGAUCUCACUGUAGAGGGUGUUAUUAGUUUAUUAGAGCGCAUUGAAGACCUCAAGCCCGCUUUGCCCAAAUUGUCUCCAGUUUUGCGGGAAAAUGCCAUUAAUGGUCGUGUCCUUAAACAUUGCGAAUUGUCGGAUUUGAAAUCAGUUUUGGGCUUAAGUUUCGGGCAUUGGGAACUAUUCCGUUUGCUAGUUACCACUUUGAGAGAUUGUGAACGCCUGGCCCCACGUAAAGUUAGGCCACAGGCGUCAAUUAUUGAGCCACCGCCAGCAGCUCCCAUACCCAUGAUCAAGGAUGUUACAGAUGCCCUAAUCACACCUGCUCCACGCGAACCACUGUCCCGAAAGAAUUCUGUCAGUCAUAUGGAGAAACAGUCGAAAAUCCAUGACUAUGAGUAUCUACAGGUGACUCUGGAAGAGCAAAUGAUUUGUGGCGCUUUGCAGACCUUGAAUGAAGAAGCUUUCGAGGAUGUUGCUAGCAGUGAACGUCCAAGUCCAACAGGUGAGAUGAUGGCACAACUACAGUUAGCACCCAUACGGGAAUCAUCUGAAUUUGGUUCACCUUCCGAUGAGCAACAGAAACAAAUGUCCUCCGGCAUAUUAAUACGUAACCACAACAAUAAUGCAACAACUGCAACAACAACAACAAUUAGCACACCAACAACAACUAAAUAUUUGCAUGCUGAAUAUAAUCAAAGCGGCAGUUCGCAUUCACUGCAAAGUCUAAGUACCCAGCCAGGUGGAAUAAUUGGUGAAAUUGUUGAUACUUCAUCUAAUGUAAUGGCAGCAGCAGCAGCCGUGGUCGCCUCAUCCUCUUCAUCGAUGGCGUCGCCGUUGCAACAGCGUAGAGAUUCCAUAUUAAAACCGCAGGGCAGUGGGAAGACUUCGACAGAGAAACGUGUAUCGAUCAAACAAUUGCCUAACAAUAACAAUAAUAGUAACAAUAACAACAACAAUGCCAAAUUAUCAACUAAUGUGGAAUACAUCUCUGAAGUGGCCACAACUGCCGGAGCAUCGGGAAGUAGUAGCAAAAACCGCUUGACCUCCAAGCCGCCAUCAGGUGCCCGUCCAGCUUCAUUGAUUAUAACCAAAUCGGAUUCGUCGUCACAGUUUCAGUUGUUGCGCUCCUCAUCAGUGGACUAUGAGGAUGUUGAGGCCCAGCAGCACCAGCAACGUAUUAGUGCUUUACGAGUUUCACUUCUCGAGCAGCAGGAAGAUGAGUCAUCGCCUUUAGUGUUUACAGUGAGGAAAUGAUAGAAACUUAUAUCUAGAUCUUAAUUACAAAGAAUAUAUGUGUUUAUAUAUAUAUAUAGCUAAAUAUAUAUAUAUAUAUAUAUGUUAUAUGUACUUAUUAUAUGUAAUAAUGCGUUGUGAAUAUAGAAAAUAGAAUUAUAAGACAAAUUAUAAAGAAUGAUAAAUGUA